AACUUUCACCAUGGACGCAGGCAACCAAAAUCCCAACGAUCGCUUCAUGGAACUCGACCCCAAUCCUUACCAUCGCCAUCCAUCUCGCGAUGUCUACAGUCCAAUGCCUGCCUCGAACCUCCUGCAUGGUGAGGCCAAAGCCUCCGCCAUCCACGAUACCCCAGACAUGCUGUCCCGUCACCGAACAGCCUCAACAUUUGAUGCUGAGAAUCAAUUUCCCGACCAGUCUUCUUCCUCAGACCCUCUCGACCUCUCCCGUCGUCUAAAGUCAAGGUCAGAACUCGACCGCAUCACCGCCAACACUGCUCGCAAACGGAAUGCCAUCUGCAGUCCCCUCGGUAUCACCGGCCAAAAUGCCUCCUCCCAAGUCGUCGACUUCUACAAGAACCAGAACGAGCAGAUUGAAAACUUUCUGAAGCCCGUGGAUCAACAUGUUCGCGAAGCACGAGAUACUCAUGCCUCCAACCAUCUCCAAUACAAGAUUGCCGUCUACGGAAGUUUCGGCGCAAACAUCUGUCUUGCUGCUCUCCAGGUUUAUGGCGCUAUUGCCUCAGGCUCCUUAUCUCUGUUCACCACCAUGGCGGAUUCCAUCUUCGACCCGCUUUCCAACCUCACCCUCAUCUUGUCUCACAAGGCUGUUCAAAAGGUCGAUGCCCGCAAAUUCCCCGCGGGAAAGGCUCGCAUUGAAAACGCCGGCAACAUUGUAUUUUGCUUUCUCAUGAUUGCGGUCAGUUUCAUCUUGAUUGCAUUUUCCAUCCAAGAUCUCAGCCAGGGCUCCACGGAUGAAACCAAAAGCUUUCAUCUGCCCUCAGUCAUCGCAGUCAGCAUUGCCUUUUGCACAAAAUUUCUCCUCUUCCUCUACUGUUGGGCUCUGCGCAACCAGUAUUCCCAAAUUCGCAUUCUGUGGGAGGAUCACCGCAAUGAUCUUUUCGUCAACGGCUUUGGUAUUUUGACCUCUGUCGGUGGUUCUAAGCUGAGAUGGUGGCUUGACCCUGCUGGUGCCAUUGUCCUAUCCGUCCUCAUCACAUUUCUCUGGCUACGCACUGCAUACUCGGAAUUCCAACUGCUCAUUGGCAUCACCGCCGACACGGAAACCCAGCAACUCAUCACUUAUGUCAGCAUGACACACAGUGAACGUAUCAAGCAGAUCGAUACUGUCCGCGCCUGGCAUUCUGGCCCAAGGCUGGUCGUUGAGGUCGAUGUCGUCAUGGACCCAGAUGAGACUCUCCGCGUUUGUCAUGAUAUCGCCGAAGAAUUGCAGAUGAAGCUUGAGAGUCUACCGGAUAUCGAAAGGGCUUAUGUUCACAUCGAUUUUGAAACCACCCAUAAACCAGAGCACUUUGUGAAAAAGGAAAUCUAGACAACUAUAUUAUCAAGGCUGGAGCCUUAGGCCGAGACCAAUUUUCCGUUAAACGCAGACGACUUGCAUCGCCUUUUCGCUCCAAAGCUUGCACCACAACGGCAUUUGAUGUUUCUUUGACCUCACCUUUCUAUACCUGGCCAUGCCUCAUAAUUUGGAUUCGCCCACGGCUCAAUUCUUCCUCUGUUUCAACUGGAGCAUCGAUAUGUCCGUUGAAUUCACCCUUUGGAUCUAUCAAGAAAGCGGCCGCUAGAGCACAUUGCAUAAAUUAGCCAGGGUUUCUUCAUGAAAUAUGAUCGCCUCCUCCACCUACCAAGGAUCC
Exophiala mesophila is the source of this 1682-nucleotide messenger RNA. RefSeq lists its product as uncharacterized. Gene Ontology annotation, molecular function: monoatomic cation transmembrane transporter activity. Lineage: Eukaryota; Fungi; Ascomycota; Eurotiomycetes; Chaetothyriales; Herpotrichiellaceae. The transcript has a single exon. The record is from RefSeq and is a predicted model, not a curated record. Gene Ontology annotation, cellular component: membrane. The coding region runs from base 11 to 1360 and encodes 449 amino acids. Gene Ontology annotation, biological process: transmembrane transport; monoatomic cation transport.